Clunio marinus is the source of this 270-nucleotide messenger RNA. The record is from the annotation of a GenBank genome assembly. Lineage: Eukaryota; Metazoa; Arthropoda; Insecta; Diptera; Chironomidae.
AUGCUUUGCCAUUGCUGUAAACUUUCCGCCAAAAAGCUCUAUCUCGGUUACUUCAGAAGGCAAAAGAUUUUCAAGCCGCAUCAUAAAACUACAGACUUUAUGACCACUGAAAGAAUUCGUCUCAGAACUUCCGCAGGCAAUCCACUUACACAACAUUUCAAGACGGUAAUGCCAAAGGGACAUGAUCUCCAAUCGAAUGGCGCUGCUGAGCAAACUAAUAUGAAUGAGCAAAAAGGAGUGAAAAUUGGUGUCAGAAAUCAUCAGGCAUAG